Molecule: messenger RNA, 526 nt
Organism: Megalobrama amblycephala (Wuchang bream)
Lineage: Eukaryota; Metazoa; Chordata; Actinopteri; Cypriniformes; Xenocyprididae
Product: ictacalcin-like
Exons: 3
Coding region: 152-433 (93 amino acids)
Molecular function (GO): calcium ion binding; transition metal ion binding
Source: RefSeq, a predicted model, not a curated record
GCGUUUGUGUGUGAAGGGUUGGGAUGGUGGGAGGGAGUGAAUUCGGGGGGUGUGGCAUUUCACUGCAUAUAACACUCAGUCUGUCCCUUCAGUCCUCACUCCCUCGCUCAUUUUCUUUCACUUCUUGCUCGCCGUAAACUUCUAGAACACCAUGUCACAGAUUCAGCAAGGAAUGGCUCUGCUGAUUGCAGCCUUUCACAAAUACUCAGGAAAGGAGGGAGACAAAAGCACCCUGACUAAAGGCGAGCUCAAGGACCUGCUCAACGCAGAGCUAGGAGUCAUAUUUGGGAAAUGUGAAGACAAGGCAGCUCUGGACAAGAUCUUUAAGGAUCUGGAUUCAAACGCUGAUGGCGCUGUGGACUUCCAGGAGUACGUCACCCUGGUCGCCUGCAUCACUAUGCUUUGCAAUGAUUCUUUUAAAAAGAGUAAAUAACCUUGUCCUUACAGAAAUGUUUUAUCUGUAAAGUUGUGGUACAUCUAAAAAAAAAAAAAAGUUUUGUAUUGAAUUAAAACUAUUCUUACAAUA